AUGAAAUCAAAAGAAUCCAAGAAAAAUGAAGAGUCUGAGGAGAUAGCUAAAUAGUCCUCAAUUUCUGAGAAUUGUAUAUACUUCUGAUAUAAUUAAGCUAGUAACUGAAUGAUAUUUCUGUACUUUCUAAUAAUAUUAUACAUAUUGCUCACGAGCAUCCUUGUUUAACAUUUGAUAAAUGACAAGAAUGAAAUCAUUCUAUAAACGUUGUAAGCAUUAAAUAGAACGCAGCCAUUGUUAUUUAGUAUUAUAUAUAUUGUUAUUUAGCACCUGACACAGCUGUAGAUUUUGAAAUGAUGAAUGAUACAAGUUGCUUAAUAUUGAGCCAGAUGAAGGCAAUGGAGAAUACGGGUUUUAUACAUAUGACUGAGAUACAAGCAUUAGCUAUUCCAACCCUUCUUGAAGGGAGAGAUUUGGUUGGUGUUGCUAAAACCGUAUCUGACAAAACCCUGGCGUUUUUAAUUCCCGCUGUUAAAUUAAUUUAUAGGUGGAAGUUUAUGCCUUAUAAUGGUACUGGUGGCAUCAUUAUAUCUACCACAAGAGAGAAUUGUCUAUGCAAACUUUUGGAGUCUCGGAAGAAUUAAUGAAAUAUCAUUAUCACAUAUAUAGUCUUCUGAUGAAUGGUGCCAGUGGAUAGACCAAAAUGCAAAAACUUGGAAAAGGGAUCAAUAUCCGUGACAACGCCAAAACGAUUAUUAAAUCAUUUACAAAACAUACUUGAUUUCUUCUAUAAAAAUUUUCAACGUUUGAUUAUUGGCGAAGCGGAUCUUAUUCUAGAUAUUGAAUACGAGGAAGAGUUGAAAUCGUCAAUAUUCUUUCCAAACGUCGGCAAACUAUUCUCUUCAGUGCGACACAUACGCAGAAGGUAGCAAUAAUAACAAAAUUAGCGCUAAAAAACCUAUAUAUGUGGAAGUCGACGACGACAAGGAAAUGGCGACUGUGGAGGGCUUACAGCAAGAUUUUUUCCGAUGCCACUCGAAAUCACAACAUUUUCAUGAACAACUUAGUGUUCAUGCUUUCAUUAACAGAGCAAACAGAAACAGACAAAAAGAAUUACGACCUUUCAUCAAUUUUGUAAUGCUUCUUCGAGAAUUUUGCUCUUCACUGACGUGGCUGCGAGAGAUCUGGAUAUACCUGAUGUUAACUGGACAGUACGAUCCACCAGAUGAUCCCAUGGAAUACAUCCGUCGUAUUGGUCGAACCGCUCGCGGAGACGAUAGCAGCGGUCAUGCAUUGCUGAUAUUACGACCAGAGGAACUUGGCUUCCUUCAUUAUCUCGAAAUAGCUCAUGUAUCCAUAAACGAAUACAAAUUCUCUUGGAAUAAAAUUGCUGCUAUACAAUUACAGCUUGAAAAGUUAAUAUCGAAGAAUUACUUCUUACACCAGUUGGUAAAGGAAGCCUUCAAGAAUAACGUUAGAGCGUAUUAUUCACAUCAUUUGAAGCUCUUUGAUAUAGAAACUCUAGAUCUGCCGAAAUUCGCCAAAUCUUUCGGAUUUACUGUACCAUCGGCAAUGGACUUAAAAGUGGAAAUUAGUAAGUCUUCACGACCACAAAAGAGGCUUGGUGGAGGCAGUUUACGGACAUUUCAAAAAUAUAAACGACCGGAGUUCGACAAAGCGGCUGAAACGCACCAAGACCUUUCGCCAGAUAGGCAAACGUGGGCAGGAUAAUCGGUAAUUCAGCAGGUAACAGGCAUCCACGCGCACCUUAUAGGUGUAGACGAUAAACAAUGGUGUUCGACGGCAUCAUUAAGCAUCAAUUUAACGAUAUUAAUACAUCUCGAUGUGAUAACUUGAGCAUCGACAGUUGACAAUCCCCAUUUGAUUGCUAGAAAAUGAUCUUACCGCACUACUGACAAUUCGUAAAUAAAAUGCAAUAUGUGAGAAGCAUAUGUUCAGAUCAUAUUAACCCACCGUAGUUCAAUGUUUUUUUACUGUUUUUCUAAUCCAAUCGAUUCACUAGUGUCAGAUUGUAUUUUUCAAAGAAUUUUUGGGCUCUAAAAUCUGAAAAAAUUCUGAUACAUUCAAGAAUACGAUUUUACAAUAAUAUGACCCGAAAUGUUUUCAUUUGUAUUUGCCUGGCUCUUCAAAGCCCCGGUUGGACCACGAAGGGUUAAAGUCAAAAUAAACUAUUGUAUGUAUUAUGUAUACAGUAAAUAGCUUUACUGAACGACCAUAAACGAAGAUCAUUUGAAUCUUCAUCGAACGGCAUCAUUUUGUA
Molecule: messenger RNA, 2221 nt
Organism: Trachymyrmex cornetzi
Lineage: Eukaryota; Metazoa; Arthropoda; Insecta; Hymenoptera; Formicidae
Product: probable ATP-dependent RNA helicase pitchoune
Exons: 7
Coding region: 931-1671 (246 amino acids)
Source: RefSeq, a predicted model, not a curated record